Molecule: messenger RNA, 3463 nt
Organism: Octopus bimaculoides (California two-spot octopus)
Lineage: Eukaryota; Metazoa; Mollusca; Cephalopoda; Octopoda; Octopodidae
Biological process (GO): regulation of transcription by RNA polymerase II
Cellular component (GO): nucleus
Molecular function (GO): DNA-binding transcription factor activity, RNA polymerase II-specific; RNA polymerase II cis-regulatory region sequence-specific DNA binding
Source: RefSeq, a predicted model, not a curated record
GAAAAAAAAAACUGUGGAAAAAAACUAUUUCACUCCGAGGUACGAACGGGUCCGUGGAGGCGCAAUGGCCCAGUGGUUAGGGAAGCGGACUCGCGGUUUCGAUUCCCAGACCGGGCGUUGUGAGUGUUUAUUGAGCGAAAACACCUAAAGCUCCACGAGGCUCCGGCAGGGGAUGGUGGUGAACCCAGCUCUACCCUUUCACCACAACUUUCUCUCACUCUUUCUUCCUGUUUCUGUUGUGCCUGUAAUUCAAAGGGCCAGCCUUGUCACACUGUGUCACGCUGAAUAUCCCCGAGAACUACGUUAAGAGUACACGUGUCUGUGGAGUGCUCAGCCACUUGCACGUUAAUUUCACGAGCAGGCUGUUCCGUUGAUCGGAUCAACUGGAACCCUCGACGUCGUUGUUGGCGACGGAAUGCCAACAACAACGAACGGGUCUUUUACGAAAUAUUUACCGUUGAAAGUAUGUGAAGUAAGGCAUUCCUUCGAUAUAACUCGACAAAAUCAAAACACUUCACUUCGGGUGUUUCCGUGAAAAGCUGAAAAGCACGAAAAGAAAAACAAAACUCCGUUUGUCUUUUCCGGAAAAAAGUGGCUUGCAACAGAUUAACAGAUGACAUUGGCAUAAAAGAACAUUUUUACAUUGGCUGUAUCAUCUAUAUUUAUCUUUUAAAGAUUAAGGAGAAUGAUGUACAGAAGAGAUAUAAACCUUAUACGAUAAAUCUAUGGCAGGGUCACUGUGAAAUACUUGCUCUCAACUGAGAUUAACAGCAGCAUUUCUCUAUGUCUUGUCUGAUGUGUUUGAAUUCUAAUUAAACUUGGAUGAAUUUCUAAGAAUUCUGAGGAUAUUUAGAUUUCAGUGAAGAUUGCAGCUGAGAGCAGUGGAAAUACUUGCAAGUAAUAAACGGUAACUAGAAGAAAAAUCAAAGUAUACACUGUGGUGGCAAAAGAUAGAUAAGGGAAAAGUUUAACACGGUGAAAACUUUAAGGAUUUGGUCUAUUUUGUCACUUGAAGAAAUGUCAAAAGAUAGACAGAAAUCAUCAUAUCAUUGUGGUGUAUGCGGUAAAAUAUUCUCUGCAAAAAAUGUUUUGACUAAACACCAACUAAUUCAUACAGGAGAGAAGUUAUUUCACUGUGAUACUUGUGGUAAAUCAUUCUCUCAAAUUGAUAAGCUAAGGUCUCACAAAUGUAUUCAUACAAGAGAAAAGCCAUUUCACUGUGAUAUUUGUGGUAAAUCAUUCAGGACAAGUAGUCAUGUAACUAUACACAAGCGUAUACAUACAGGAGAGAAACCAUUUCAUUGUGAUGUUUGUGGAAACUCAUUCUCUCAAAAUGGUAUCCUAUCUAGACACAAACGUAUUCAUACAGGAGAGAAACCAUAUCCCUGUGAUACCUGUGGCAAAUCCUUCUCUCAUAGUAAUGUUUUGAUUAAUCACAAGCGUAUUCACACAGGGGAGAAACCAUAUUGCUGUGAUGUCUGUGGUAAAUCAUUCUCACAGAAUAGUACGUUAAUGAAACAUGAACGUAUUCACACAGGAGAGAAGCCAUAUCACUGUGAUAUCUGUGGUAAAUCAUUCUCUGUAAGUUGUAGUUUAACUACUCAUAAACGAGUUCAUACUGGGGAGAAACCAUUUCACUGUGAUAUUUGUGGUAAAUUCUGCUCAACUGCAAGUCAAAUAAGUUUUCAUAAACGUAUUCAUACAGGAGAGAAACCAUAUCGCUGUGAAAUCUGUGGUAAAUCAUUCUAUCGAAAUGUUUUGUUAACUAUACACAGACGUGUUCAUACAGGAGAGAAACCAUUUCAUUGUGAUGUGUGUGAUAAAUCAUUCUCUGUAUGUAAUGCCUUAACUACUCACAAGCGUAUUCAUACAGGAGAGAAGCCAUAUCACUGUGAUAUCUGUGGUAAAUCAUUCUCUCACCCUAAUGUCUUAAUUUGUCAUAAACGUAUUCAUACAGGGAAGAAGCCCUAUCACUGUGAUAUUUGUGAUAAAUACUUCUCACAAAAUAGUACCUUAACAAAACACAAACGUAUACAUACAGGAGAGAGACCAUUUCAGUGUCAAUUUUGUGGCAAAUCAUUCUCUCGAAUGGAUCACUUAGUUAAACACAAACGUAUUCAUACAGGGGAGAGACCAUUUCACUGUGAUGUUUGUGGUAAAUCAUUUCUUGCAAAUAGUGCCUUAACUACUCACAAACAUAUUCAUACAGGAGAGAAGCCGUAUCACUGUGACAUUUGUGGCAAAUCAUUCACUGGAAGUAGUGAGUUAACUAAACACAAACGUAUUCAUACAGGAGAAAAGCCAUACCACUGUGAUGUCUGUGGUAAAUCUUUCUCUGUAAGUAAUGCCUUAACUACUCACAAGCGUAUUCAUACAGGAGAGAAGCCAUUUCACUGUGACAUUUGUGGUAAAACUUUCUCAGUAAGUAAUGCAUUAAUGAGUCACAAACGUAUUCAUACAGGGCAGAAGCCAUAUCACUGUGAUAUCUGUGAUAAAAGCUUCUCACAAAAUAGCACCUUAACUAAACACAAACGUAUACAUACAGGAGAGAAACCAUUUCAAUGUCAUGUUUGUGGCAAAUUCUUUUCUCGAAUAGAUCACGUAAUUAAACACAAACGGAUUCAUACCGGAGAGAAACCAUUUCAGUGUGGUGUUUGUGGCAAAUCCUUUGCAACAGGUAGUGCCUUAACUUCUCACAAACGUAUACAUACUGGGGAGAAGCCAUAUCACUGUGAUAUCUGUGGUAAAUCAUUUUCUGGAAGAAGUGAGUUAACUACUCACAAGCGUAUUCAUACAGGAGAGAAGCCAUAUCACUGUGAUGUCUGUGGUAAAUCAUUCUCUUACCCUAAUGUCUUAAUUUAUCACAAACGUAUUCAUACAGGUGAGAAGCCAUAUCAGUGUGAUAUCUGUGGUAAAUCCUUCUCUCAAAAUGGUAAUUUGUCUAAACACAAACGUAUUCAUAGAGAGUAACCAUUUCACUGUAAUAUGUGUGGUAAAUUAAUCGCCCAAAAAUGUAUCUUAGCUUUACAUGUAUCUAUCUAUACAAAGAUGUGACUAGCCUUGUCAAAAUUAAUUACAUUUUACAACAGCAAACAAUAUUUUAAAACCAUUUUCCAUAAUAAAUCAUGGAUUCAUAUUAUGCACGUAAAAAUAAUCCACGACAAUAAUUAUACAUAUGGUUCUGUUUUUGAAGUUAUGUUUUGUAGACUGAUGCAUUUUCUUAUGCCAACCCUUGCAGUGGUGUCUUACCUUGGAUACACAUAUUUUAUAUGGACGUGCUAUAUUUUUAAAAUUCAAUGUAUGUAUGUAUGAAAUCACUCAUAACCAUAAAUGUAUUUGUGGAGGCAAGAUAUUGCAUAGUGAUAACGAGUGGUUGUGACUAUAUUUUAUAUUACUCCAGCUAUAUCUUCAUUGGUUAUGUAACACAGGAUUGAGAUAUUUUCAAUAAAAGCAUAUUCAUAUA